UCCCAACUCUCUUUUCUAUAUAUGCAAGACCAAGCAAACCUUUCCCUUGGACCCUUGUCUUAAGCUUCCAAGAGGAAAGAUAGAAAGAAAAAAGGUAUUGCCAAAAGCAAAACAGGGAAGCUCCAAAGAAACAAUAGACCAGAGAAGAGCAUAAAAUCUGUUUUCUUGAGAAUUAGUGGUCUCGAAAAGAAAAAAAAAAGAAAAGAAACAAGUGACAUGGGGAGACCACCUUGUUGUGACAAAGUUGGUGUCAAGAAAGGGCCAUGGACUCCUGAGGAAGAUAUCAUCUUGGUGUCUUAUAUUCAAGAACAUGGUCCUGGGAAUUGGAGGGCUGUUCCUACCAAUACAGGAUUGCUUAGAUGUAGCAAGAGCUGCAGACUUAGAUGGACUAAUUACUUAAGGCCAGGGAUUAAACGGGGUAACUUUACAGAACAUGAGGAGAAAAUGAUAAUCCACCUUCAAGCUCUUUUAGGCAACAGAUGGGCUGCAAUAGCAUCUUACCUUCCUCAAAGAACAGACAAUGACAUUAAAAACUAUUGGAACACUCACUUGAAGAAGAAGCUGAAGAAGCUCCAAGGCGGUGAAUGUCAUUCUAAAGAUGGGUUAUCAUCAUCAUCACAGCAAAUUUCUCGAGGCCAGUGGGAGAGAAGGCUUCAGACUGAUAUCCAUAUGGCUAAACAGGCUUUAAGCGAUGCCUUGUCCCCAGAGAAAUCAAUUGCUUUAGCUCAGCAGAAACCCUCUAAUGGGUAUAUUUCUUAUGCGAAACCAGGAGGCUAUGCAUCAAGCACAGAGAACAUAGCUAAGUUGUUGAAAGAGUGGAUGAGAAAUCCAUCAAAGCCUGUUUCUGCAAACUCUGCUGCCACUCAACUGUCAUUUGACAAUAUGGCUGGGACUGAUUCUGCUUCUAGUGAAGGGACUCCAAGUAAGGAAGAAAAAAGUAGCAGGGAAAUGUCAGAGGCUUUUGAGUCACUGUUUGUCUUGGAAUCUUUCGAUUCUUCCAAUUCUGAUUUCUCACAGUCAAUGUCACCUGAGGCAAGCCUUUUCCAAGAUGAAAGUAAGCCAGAUCUUAAUGCCCAAGGGCAACUGUCAUUGCUUGAGAAAUGGCUUUUUGAUGAUGGUGCAAAUCAAGGGAAAGAUUACCUUAGUGAUUUCUCAUUAGAUGAGAAUGCUAAUUUUUUCUAAAGGGGGGGUUGUUGUUUUAGGGGCCUUUUGGGAUUCUUUUGAUCUUGGCUUUUUUUUUUUCGCUAGAGGUCUUGUUCAAGGAGGAAACUUGUCACCCCUUUCGUGGUAGAACAGAAGUGUAAAUUUUACAUUAUUGUGGCAGAUAUAUCCUUGGUUGAGAAUAAGUAAUUUCUGUCCUCAUUAUUUGCAUAGAAAAAGAUUUAUCAGCUUUGUAAAAUCUUGUAUUUGCAAUUAUGAGAUGAAUUAGAGUACUUGUUAUUUAAGCUGUUUUGGCUUGGAGCCUAAGAAAGUUUUAGUCGAUGAAGU
Messenger RNA from Theobroma umbraticum, 1488 nucleotides. RefSeq names its product myb-related protein 306-like. Gene Ontology annotation, biological process: response to auxin. Lineage: Eukaryota; Viridiplantae; Streptophyta; Magnoliopsida; Malvales; Malvaceae. The record is from RefSeq and is a predicted model, not a curated record.